AUGCGAUCAGCCGCAGAGCUCGAAACCAUCUUGUCUGAGUUGGCGUUGGGACUCAAGCGGUGUUGGGCCGCCAACACAGCGCUCCUUACGUCGAAGGUUGGGGCCCACGACGCGGAGGGGGCAAGAACGCGCGUGGUGAACGAGGUGCUGUCAGCUGUGAGGGGGGCCUGCGAGGCGUGCGUGAGGCAGGAGAAGGAAGAGAGGGACACUAUCCUGGCAAACAUCCAGCAGGCCAAGGAUGACAUCAUCGAGCUCAGCCGUAACCUGGGCAUUCCCACCCCCGGCGAGGGGGAGCCGACAGAGACGUUCUUCUACUGCAACCAAGUGCUGGACACCCACUUCGACCGGCUGGUGAACCUGGAAACGACGCUGGACAGCUUGAGGACACAACAAGGGGACCGUGGACGGGCCGUCGAAAGCAUCGUCAAGGAGAUGGAGACCAUCAACGAGAACAUGGACCGAAAACCGGAGGACGGGGAGUUCGAGGAGUCCGGAGGGCCGGAGUGGGCCGGGAAGGAGGGGUGGGAGCUCUCGGAGGAGCGGCUGGAGACGCUCAGGGGACGCCUGGCGACGCUCCGCGUGCUGAAGCUGGAGAGGGCGGCCGAGAUGAUCGGCCUUGUGGUGGACUGUCAGAAGCUCUUCAGGGAGCUCGGGCCGCCGGUGGAGAACCCCCUACAGAACAAGAUGUUGAUGUCGUUGGAUCCGUCCUGCCCGGUGGACAAGCCGGCUCUUAGGACGGAGGCACAGACGCAGACGAGCGUCGGGCUGAGCGUGUUCAACGUGCACAGGCUCAAGAAGCUUCGGGAGGACAUGCGGGAGGAUCGCGAGCUGCACACGCAGCGGAAGAAGGAACACAGGCUACAGAUUGAGAGCCUGUGGGAGAAGCUGAGCGUGCCAGAGCGGACCCGCCAGGAGCACCUGGCUGCAACGAAGGGGAUAACGCACUCCGACAUGGAUGAGCUGGAGUCGGAGCUGGCUCGGCUGAGGAAGCUCAAGGCCGAAAAGCUUACGGACAUGCUUAAGGCCGCGAGGGAGGAGAUCUCGGAUUUGCUAGAGGUCGUUGGCGCGAAAGCGGAAGAGGUGCUCGGAGAGAGUGCCCGAGAUUUGCACGUGCCGCAGGGCCUGUGGACGGAAGACCUGCUCGAGGGGCACGAGCAAUUCGUCAAGGACCUCAGGGCUAUGGGUGACCGGGCGGCUCCCAUCGUGGAGAAGGUCAAGAAGCGCGAAGAGCUCGUGCAGAAACGGGAGCUCGCGGACUCGUUCAAGUUGAACUAUCGCGCCAGGGGCGGCUCGGGAGUUCUCUCACAGGCCAAGGUGAUCGAUGGCAUCAACAAGGACCUCAAGAAGCUGCCUAACCUGACUACUCUCUUGAGGAGGGAGCUUGGCGCCUGGCAGAACGAGGAAGGGUUCCCGUUCCGGUUCAACGGGCGAGAGUACCUCAAGACAAUCGAGGAGUCCGACAUGCAGUGGCAGCACCGCAAGGAGACCCGCAAGGAAACCAGCCGGCGGGAGAGAAACGCCCCCGGCGGCGGGGGCGGCGGCGGCGGAGGCCCGUCCUCCCCCAAUCGCGCCGCGCUCCACAACGGCGUGUUCCACAGCACCGGCAGCAUGGCGUUCGGCAGCGGCGUCCCGGCGUCACCGUCCCUGCACCGCCAGACCAGCAGCCGCAGCGGGGGCGCCGGGAGCAGCUCGGGUGGGGGGGGUGGGGGCUCCGUGAUCGGGUCCCCUUCGCCGCGAAAGAAGGGCGGCGGCGGAGGCGGCGGCGGAGGCGGUAGCAGCGGGUGGGGUAGCGGACAGCUGAACGUUUCGACACCCGGGAGAGCCGCGAUGGGGCGGACCGGAAGCGCCAGCAGUAGCAGCAGCGCGGUUAGCGCCGGUGGGGGGCCAAUGGUAGAUUCUCGCGGGACGGGGGUGGCGGCGGGGGGGGGCCAAGGGGGAGGGGAGGGCGCGAGGGCGGCGGUGGGGGGCGGCGGCGGGGGACCCGGGGCUGGGGGCGGGGGGGAGGGGGGCAAGGACCCGGCCGCGAAGUCGCUCCCGAGCACGCCCCAGAAGGAGGCGCGAAACCCCCUGCUCAUGACGUCGUUCACGCCGUCGCCUACCUUCAAGGGAUCGAAGGUGGCGCGCAUGGCAGCCACCUUCGCCUCCACAGGGGGCUCGCACCGUUUGCCGCCGCCGCCUCUCCCAGCGCGACCGGUCUCUGUGGAGCGAGCUGCGCCUGCCUUGUUGGCGAAGCUGCAGUCCAGCCCCGACCUGGCCCGAGGGGCGGGGAGUGGUAGUCCCGGAGGGGCGAUGCCGCCGCCGUUGCCGGACAGGCCUUCGAACGCCGCUUUCGAGAAGGCGGACUUGCACGCCAUCCGCGAGUCCAACGCGAGCAGUCUGAGGUCUUCAGCGUCCGCGUCGGACGUGCUCAGCGGCGGCAGACGCACGGAGACCUCCACGCGUUGACGGCGCCAAGAGCGGCGGUGAUGGGUGAGGGCGCGUAGUCCGUGCGUCAUCGCCAAAAUGGUUCACGGAGCCCCCCCCCCCCUCUCCCCUCCCCGCGCGCGCGCAUGCUUCCACCCUGGCUGUUCCUAAUUCUGCAAUUUUUCUUUCAUUGACUCGUAUCUAGGUUUCGCGAGUAGCUGUUAUUGGCGGCGUCCUGGUGCGGGUGUUGUUGUUGUUGGUAUUGUUGUUGUUGUUGUUGUUACUGGGGUUCUUUGGCUUGCUGUCUGCGUGCGGUGUUGGCGCGGUUGCGGCCAUGUUAUCUCCCAAGGGUUAUGCCAUGGUUUCCAAUGGUCUGUGAACGCAGGGUGGGAAGUGGAGCAUGAACUUUUGCCCCCCAAAAUGUGAAUAGGGGCAGCGGUGCAAGAAGACGUGUGUGGGUGGCACGCGCCCUACGUGCUUGUCCUUGCCACUCGUGCACACGAAGGAUGCACGUCGUGCUGCCUUUUGACAAUUAUCAGUACCGGUAGGGGGGGGGGGGGGGGGGCACCGGGUAGGAGACCUCCGCUGCUGGGACUCUUGUUGUAAAAUAUGUUUGUAGAGGCUCUGCUCUUCUCGUGCGUCUGCCGUUAGUGCUGCGAUAGAUGACGUUCGUUGAUUAGAGGGCAAGGUGUUUGUGUACCCUAGAGUUCCCCUGGUAAAAGUGCGUGUGUCCUUUGUGUGUCCUCGCGUUGGAAGCCAGGGGUGCUGCCUGGGACGUUGUGUUCUCCCUGUGGCUGUCCUAGCUUUGCUCUCCCGUCGGCUAUUGCUUGUACACUGGAAGUGGGUUGUUUGCGGCGUUUCACGUUGGCGCGGUGCUUACUUCGCUGGAACACGGUAGUAAAGCGGCACGCGCGCGUUACGUUCAGCAGGGGACGGGGAGACAAGAGUCGUUUGUUUCUCGGAGCUUUCGUUCCGUUUUAAUUGUCACUUUUCCGCGGUUGUCGUGCGCGGGACAUACGUUGCCUUCGUACGUGUGUCCUGUUCCCCUUUAAUUUUUUGUCCGCACGUUUUGUCUAGACACGUUGUUCGAGAAGUCGUUGGCCUUCACAAAUUGGUCUGGUUUUGUUUUUGGCGCAUCCCCCCCACGCGUACCCCUUCCCCCGCGGUCAUGUCCGAAGCACCACGUGUACCUGGAUAGGCGUUGCUUUUGGUUUUGGAGGGCGGAAUCGCGAUCUUUUGAGCUUAGUUUCGACUCUCUUAUGUUUUUCGCCAAAAAUAAGCAGUCUUAUGCUCAAGUUUUAUACCAUUCGAAAAUGCGACAAGGAUGUCUAUAGAACGCCGGGAUGGUUGUUGUCACUUGUU
Molecule: messenger RNA, 3765 nt
Organism: Ectocarpus siliculosus
Lineage: Eukaryota; Phaeophyceae; Ectocarpales; Ectocarpaceae
Source: the annotation of a GenBank genome assembly